Messenger RNA from Moesziomyces antarcticus, 1311 nucleotides. Its product is annotated as pseudouridylate synthase 4. The transcript has a single exon. Gene Ontology annotation, molecular function: RNA binding; pseudouridine synthase activity. NCBI's taxonomy places the organism in Eukaryota, Fungi, Basidiomycota, Ustilaginomycetes, Ustilaginales, Ustilaginaceae. Gene Ontology annotation, biological process: tRNA modification; mRNA pseudouridine synthesis. Bases 1 to 1311 code for a protein of 436 amino acids. Gene Ontology annotation, cellular component: mitochondrion. The record is from RefSeq and is a predicted model, not a curated record.
AUGUCGGCCGCACCCACAGACGCAACCGAGGGCGCCAUCAACCCCUCCUCCGCAACCCAACAGCCCGAGCUAGCAUCAACGGCCCAGCCAGCCCAGCAGAGUAACGACACUAUGCUCGCAUCUUCCUCCGGUCCAAUCCGCACGGCCGUGCGCAGCGUUGCCACAUCAGCCGCAGCCUCGACGUCCACACGUCCACUCUCGGGCAUCUUUGGCAUCAACAAGCCGAGCGGGCCUACGUCCAUGUCGCUGCUGGACGAGCUCAAGCCUCUGUUUGCCAGCUCUCCGCUCUUCGCCGAUGCAGACGGCAAGCGUGCGGAUGACAACCGCAAGCGCGGCAAGUUUGGCAGGGGGAAAGGGCGGGGCAAGUGGGCAGGCGGAGUGGCAGGAGCGCCCAAGAUCGGUCAGGGCGGUACACUCGACCCUCUCGCCGAUGGUGUUCUGGUCGUCGGUGUAGGAAGCGGCACCAAGCAGCUGCAGAAGUACCUCGACUGCACAAAGGAGUAUCGUACCACCGGGCUACUCGGAUCAGCAACCACGUCGUACGACUCGCAAGACCCUGUCCUCACCCGUAAGCCAUACGACCAUGUUGCGCCUCAGACGAUUGCGGAUCUUCUUCCCCGAUUCACUGGGACGGUGUUGCAGAUCCCACCGCUCUACUCGGCGGUGCGCAUUGACGGCAAGAGGCUGUUCGAGUAUGCGCGUGCAAACCUGCCUUUGCCAAGGCCAAUUGAACCGAGAAAGGUUACCGUGCACGAACUCAGGCUGGUCGACUGGCUCGAGGCGGGCACGCAUGGGUUCAAGGAACCGGAUCGCGAAGUGCCCGACGAAGACAAAGCACUCGUGGGCAGAGUCCUCGACAUGGCUGGCCGAAAGGAAGGUCAAACCGACACGGUCAAAGAAGAUCCCACCCAACCGGAGCAGCAGCCUGCACAGUGGAAGAAGCUUCCCACUUCCAAGGACGCCAAGGCUCAGGAGGGUGAGGCAGGUCCACCGGCUUUUGUACUGGAAAUGACCGUGUCGUCGGGAACGUACGUGCGCUCGAUUGUACACGAUCUGGCCAUCGCAGCCGAAUCGGCAGCACAUGUGCAGACGCUCACGCGCACGCGCCAGGGCGAAUGGUCCAUCGACUCAACCCCCGCCGAUGCCGGUUCGCAGCUGAUACCGGGUAACUGCAUCGAGUGGAAGGUCUUCGCCGACGCCAUCGCCGACAUGCAGCGCGAAAAGGCAGACGCCUCCUACCGCUCGCCUCGCGACCAAGACGGCCUGCGCGCCUGGGAGCGCCAACUGCUCAACACCAUCGUCCCCGUCUAG